AUGGUUUCUCAUGUGUGUGUUUUCUUUCUCUCCUCCUCCUCCUCCUCUCUCUCUCCUCCUCCCGCCGCCUCUCUCCUCCUCCCCAAACACACACGUACACACACACGCUUUCCCUCUCCCUCCCCCUCCUCAAGGCCGAAAAGGCAAGCCAAACCUGCAGCCGACGAAGGCUUUUGGGAUUGUAGCGUGUGCACCUUCAGGAACAGCGCGGAAGCCUUCAAAUGCAGCAUCUGCGAUGUCAGGAAAGGCACCUCCACAAGAAAACCUAGAAUAAACUCUCAGUUGGUGGCACAACAAGUUGCCCAGCAAUAUGCAACACCACCACCACCUAAGAAGGAGAAGAAGGAGAAAGUGGAAAAACAAGACAAAGAAAAACCUGACAAAGAGAAGGAAAUUAGUCCAAGUGUUACGAAGAAGAACACUAACAAGAAGACUAAACCAAAGUCGGAUAUUGUGAAAGAUCCUCCUAGUGAAGCAAACAGCAUACAGUCUGGGAAUACUACAACAAAGACCAGCGAUUCAAAUCACACUUCAAGACCCAGACUGAAAAAUGUGGACAGAAGUACCGCACAGCAGCUGGCAGUCACAGUGGGAAAUGUCACAGUAAUUAUCACAGACUUUAAAGAAAAGACUCGCUCUUCAUCCACAUCAUCUUCUACAGUGACCUCCAGUGCAGGAUCAGAACAACAGAAUCAGAGCAGCUCGGGCUCUGAGAGCACAGACAAGGGCUCGUCCCGUUCCUCCACACCCAAGGGAGACAUGUCAGCAGUCAACGACGAAUCUUUCUGAAAAAUUGCACAUGGAGUUGUGGAAACUAUGAAUCAGGGUAUGAAAUUCAAACACUCCACCUGCCCACGCUGUUCAAAUCCUGGAGAGCCUCUUCUGUGCUUGAACACACUUUCUCGGACAUCGACCUCUUACUGAUGCAACCAGGAUAACUUCUGCUUGCCGUGGGCAUCUGGCCACCAAGGAAUUUCUCACCCUAGCGAUUACUCUUGACACUUUUAUGUAUUCCAUUGUUUUAUAUGAUUUUCCUAACAAUCAUUUAUAAUUGGAUGUGCUCCUGAAUCUACUUUUUUAUAAUAUCUGCUGUGCACAAUUUUCCAUGAACAUGACAACUUUUUGUUUUGGGGUAGGGAGCGGGUGGGGUGGGAAGGG
Molecule: messenger RNA, 1158 nt
Organism: Pseudopodoces humilis (Tibetan ground-tit)
Lineage: Eukaryota; Metazoa; Chordata; Aves; Passeriformes; Paridae
Source: RefSeq, a predicted model, not a curated record